AUGGCCACAAGGAGAGUUCUGCGGCGACUGCGCCUCCGAUCCGCCCGCCUCUACAUGGCUCUUUGGCUUUAUUGUGAAUUUCACAUCACUGCUCUUCGCACAACACGAUGGCACUCUCUGGCGUGGUUUCAAUUUGGCAGAUCGUUUGACACGUCGAAGUUUUUUUUUUUUUUUUCUUUUUGAGUAACAUAUUUUAUUUUAGAACUAUUGAAGUUGACUUCCAAUCAGGAAACAACUGCUUGUGGACACUCCAGUGGAUCCCCUGAAGAAGUUUGAGCACAAUCAUUGACUCUAGAGGUAAAACACGUCCCCUAAGAGCGCAGUCUUCACUGGAAAUCCAAGGCAGAAACCAAAGCUGCGAAGCAUCCUCACUGAGAGGGAGACGACAGGCGCAGUCAUGCUGGGCGGUGAGGGAGAAAGCAGCGGGUACUCAUCUGCAAAAGACGCGGCGGACGAGAAGCGCGCCUCUCCCGCCGUGGAUGGAGAUGAGCCGGCGGGCAACAGGUACCCGGAACACGGCAUGCCCUCCGAUCGCUUCUACAUCCCAUCCACGAUUACCAAGCACAGCCCAGAAACAGCGAACCCUUGCUCCUUUAUCCCCUACACCCCCAGCGGGGCCGUGUACCCCUCGUCCGGCGCAGCCAGGUAUUCGUCGACUCUCCACCUGGGAUCCGUGUUGCCAACGGCGGGGUAUUCCUCCUCGGCCGCCGGGCGCAGCCACUUCAGCGCCUCCUAUCAACACGGGCAGAACCUCGGCUGCAUUUACAAUCCAUACACCGCUUCGGGUUCCGUUCUGAGCAGCGUCGCCCUGCCGGGCACCGGGCCCGGGAUGAGGGCCCAGGUUUACCUUUGCAAUAGGCCGCUUUGGGUCAAGUUUCACCGGCACCAGACCGAGAUGAUUAUCACCAAGCAGGGCAGGCGAAUGUUUCCCUUUCUCAGUUUUAACAUCGCUGGUUUGAAUGUGACAGCGCAUUAUAACGUGUUUGUGGAGGUGGUGCUGGCAGAUCCAAACCACUGGAGAUUCCAGGGAGGCAAAUGGGUCACAUGUGGGAAGGCGGACAACAACCAAGGAAACAAAGUCUACAUCCACCCUGAGUCACCUAACACCGGGGCCCACUGGAUGAGACAGGAGAUCUCCUUCAGCAAAUUAAAACUCACCAAUAACAAGGGAACCAACCACAACACGUCGCAGAUGAUUGUGCUCCAAUCGCUUCACAAAUACCAGCCCCGGCUGCACAUUGUGGAAGUGACGGAAGAUGGAGUGGAGGACAACGGUGACGUAAAGACCCAGUGUUUCACUUUUCCAGAAAACCAGUUCAUAGCAGUUACUGCCUACCAGAACACUGAUAUCACACAGUUGAAAAUUGAUCACAAUCCUUUUGCCAAAGGUUUUAGAGAUAACUAUGAUUCAAUGUACACAGCUCCAGAGAAUGACCGCCUCACCCCUUCUCCGACUGACUCUCCCCGUGCCCACCAGAUUGUGCCCGGCACCCGGUACACCAUGCAGCCCCUCUUCCAGGACCAGUUCGUCAACAACCUCCCCCAGAACCGCUUCCACAACUGUGAGAGAGCGGUGCCGCAGACCAGCAGCCUCCUCUCACCUCAGACAGAAGACGGAGCGUCGCAGAGGUGGUUUGUCACCUCUAUGCAGCAGGGGGGGAACAGCAGCGCCUCCAGUAGCAAGCUCGACUUGACGCCGUAUGAGGGGGAGUACUCGAGCUCCCUCCUUCCUUAUGGCAUCAAAUCGCUGUCCAUGCAGACCACCCAUGCUCUCAGCUACUACCCAGACUCUCCUUUCACCACAAUGUCAGCAGGGUGGGGGUCCAGAGCAGGCUACCAAACCUACCAAAGAAAAGUCCCUCCAAGUCUGCCAUGGUCACCCCGGCCCAGCCCUACUGCCGGUUUCCCAGAAGAGUCGGUAAAGGUUAAACCGCAGGUGCAAGAUGAGGUGACUGGUAGUGAAGCUCUGAUCAGCUCCUGGACAGAGACUCAGUCAUCAGCUCUCUCUCCAAGCAAGGCUGACUCAUUUUCCAUCGCAUGCAAGCGAAGGCGUUUGUCUCUUAACGGUCCAAGCUCAGAAGACUCACCUGCAAACGGCAAGUGUGAAGAGUUGGCCGCUGCUACCAUCAGUAGCCCCUACAGUAAAGAGCCCCCACCAACAAAAAGCAUGUCUUACUAUCCUUUUUACACAAACCCCUAAUUUCAUAUUUCUUUUCCUGUCAAACUUUAAAAACAAGGGGCCUCAUUUUGCUUGGUUUUCAUCUGCCACAGUAAUAAGGAGUUAACAUUUUGCUUUUUUUUGUUUGUUUUGUUUUGUUGAUCUUGUUUUGGCUGAAAUAUUUAAUUUCCUUUGUCGUUUAAGUAAAAUGAUCAAGCACAUGUAGGACAAUUUACCAGACUACACGAAUAAGCUUUACCAUCCAGAAAUGAGGUCAUUCAAUCUUUUAGUGGCCUGAAUUGUUCCUGGACUAAAUAUUUUCAAAUGCCCCAACAAAGUUUGUGCAUUUGGAAUUUUGUACUAAAGCAUGUGAUUAAUGUAACCAUUUUCUUAAAAAAAAAAGAGAAGAGAGAAAGAAAUGUACUGCUUAUUUGUUGCAGACAUUACAGCAUCAACCUUUGCAGUCAGAUUAUGUGUUUUCAGAUUAUUUAUUGAAGGUCUGUUUAUAUGAAAUGUGUGCACUGCUAAAAUGUGAGAAUAUUAUGCUAUAUAUUGCUUCAAAAUUCGGAUAUUUGAUAAUAAAAGGCAUUUGUGUUCUGUUGUGCAUUAAACUUGUGUAUAGGAGAGCUGUUUAAAUCCGAGUUUAUUUUCAUGCUCUAUCAAGGGUUAAUGUGCGCAUUUCGCAUUUCUAUUUAAGCGUGAAUGAAGCUCAUAAAUUUACAGGUAUAUGACGCCCCCGAGGCAUCGCGAUUGGUCAUCUGCACUUCACCACACGAAACGGGGUUGAUAGUCUUGUGGACUGCGUCGCACUCUAGUGGCGUAAUUUUGUCAUUACACAGGCCGCCACGUUACAUUUUCAUUCCUAAACCAAAAAUGUCUGCCAUGAUAUUGUGAAUCUCCUCUAAAUUGAAAAAAA
Messenger RNA from Xiphophorus couchianus (Monterrey platyfish), 3074 nucleotides. RefSeq names its product eomesodermin homolog b (gene eomesb). The transcript is spliced from 7 exons. Gene Ontology annotation, cellular component: nucleus; chromatin. Gene Ontology annotation, biological process: CD8-positive, alpha-beta T cell differentiation involved in immune response; mesoderm formation; positive regulation of DNA-templated transcription. NCBI's taxonomy places the organism in Eukaryota, Metazoa, Chordata, Actinopteri, Cyprinodontiformes, Poeciliidae. The record is from RefSeq and is a predicted model, not a curated record. Gene Ontology annotation, molecular function: RNA polymerase II cis-regulatory region sequence-specific DNA binding; DNA-binding transcription factor activity, RNA polymerase II-specific. The coding region runs from base 398 to 2200 and encodes 600 amino acids.